UAGCAUUACUGCCGCUCUGUUUGAAUCAGUAAAUCCGGCGUCUUUGUAAAAGAAAAUGGUUGAUGCAAUGAUCUCUCCUGAGGGGCGAUGAAUUUGUCAUGAAUCAGUCUUCGUCUCCGGUUUUCUUCUUGAGCCAGUGCAGGAGUUAUAACGCAAUUAUUUUAAAAACUAUUUCACGUUUUUAUGAAUUGAUAAUCUUGAACACUCUUGGACUCAUGCAGCUCACAAAAACAUCAAAUGAAAAAUAUCAAUCAUUUUAAAUCAUUUUUACCGUGUGUAGAACAUUUUGUACAUACGUUUCCAUUCGCUUCGAUCAGGAAAUCCUAUGAACACGGGCAUAUUUCGUGAUUUAUGGGCGACCUCAGGCAGUUGCAAAUUUGGGGGUAGCCAUCUCACGUUACACUAGUGUACACUGCCCAGAAAACACUUGUCACUGGUUUCUAAAGUUGACAUUCCUUUCAUUCAUCUAUUACCUCACAUUCAACCAUAGUUGGCAGCCAUUUUGAUUUUCAAAACUGACAACCAAAAGCCGGCGGAGUACGUUCCUCAGUCAUCAUUGGAUGCUAACAGGGUUGUGCGAUACAGUGACGUACAGACAUGCCAUUAGCUUGCGUUAAGUCUUCAAGUAGUAAUUUAUUAAUUUCAAAUAAAUGACGAAAAUUUUGAAAUUCACACCUCAAGAUCAAGCUCAAAGAAGUUCUACACAUCCGGAGAGAAAACCCUUUCCUCAAUCAUGAAAUCAAACAUGUUAAUCUAAACUUGUUAUUGAAAUUAAUUCUCACACUUUUCUUUAUUGAAUGAUUUUCCUCUUCUUCCCGCUAUUGUACUCAUUCUGAGCAUUUCCGAGUAUUCAUAUUCUAUGCUCUAUGCACAUAUUGUAACACACCGAUGAAGGUAGAUGUUUCUGCCGAGACAUGUCUGUCAAUUUUUAAAUUGUCGUUAUUUAUUUGAUAUGAAUUCUUAUCUUCCCGCUAUCCCGACCUUUCGGUAAGAAGAAUGAUGGACAUCUGGGCACAACGUAGUCUCCUCCGCAGCCGUUUUUUGGGAUGUCACGCAACGCUCCCCCGUUGCGUGACAUCCCAAAAAACGGCUGCGGAGGAGACUAGGCACAAGGUCCAUAUCUAUGGAAAUGUAAAUGAGCUCCCUAAUGUUUUCAUGGAUGGUUGCGGUACACCUUUCGUGACUCUAGAUAUAAACAUCACAGCAGAGAAAGAACUCACUUUCCUUAGCUUUACUCAUGAAGAUUAUUUGUGCAGGAUAUGCAAAAACGGGUUCUAAAUCAAUCGCCAAAGCCUUGCGGCACCUUGGAUUUACAGUGUUCGAUUGGGAAGAACAAAUCUUUGACUUUGUAGAUGACUGGGUUGAUGUGUUUCAAAAUGGCGCCAAGCCUGAUGUUAAGCGACUUUACCAGAACGCUGAUGUAUGCGUUGAUAUGCCUGGAACAUUUUUCUACGAGGAAAUUCUGGAAGCUUUCCCUGACUGUAAAGUGAUUCUGAGCGAACGGGAUGAAGAUUCCUGGGUAAAAAGUCAUGUAAAUCAACUGGAAUCAAUAGCUGCGCGUGCGGCACGAUAUCGAUACGUGGUUCCCGUUCGGUACUUGUUAUCGCCAACAGCAUGUAAAGCUAGGGGCAUCGUGGACUCCUACUUUAAUGCAUUUUUUGGCUCUUGUAACCCCAAGUCCACCUAUGUUUUCAGAAAGCGAUAUCGUAUCCACAACCACCGUGUAAAGUCCAUUGUUCCCGCUGACAAGUUGCUGGUAUACAACGUGAAGCAAGGAUGGAAGCCAUUGUGUGAUUUCCUGGGUUGCGAGGUCCCCACGGUUGCCUUCCCACAUGAAAUCAUGAAGAUUAUUUGUGCAGGAUAUGCAAAAACGGGUGCUAAAUCAAUCGCCAAAGCCUUGCGGCACCUUGGAUUUACAGUGUUCGAUUGGGAAGAACAAAUCUUUGACUUUGUAGAUGACUGGGUUGAUGUGUUUCAAAAUGGCGCCAAGCCUGAUGUUAAGCGACUUUACCAGAACGCUGAUGUAUGCGUUGAUAUGCCUGGAACAUUUUUCUACGAGGAAAUUCUGGAAGCUUUCCCUGACUGUAAAGUGAUUCUGAGCGAACGGGAUGAAGAUUCCUGGGUAAAAAGUCAUGUAAAUCAACUGGAAUCAAUAGCUGCGCGUGCGGCACGAUAUCGAUACGUGGUUCCCGUUCGGUACUUGUUAUCGCCAACAGCAUGUAAAGCUAGGGGCAUCGUGGACUCCUACUUUAAUGCAUUUUUUGGCUCUUGUAACCCCAAGUCCACCUAUGUUUUCAGAAAGCGAUAUCGUAUCCACAACCACCGUGUAAAGUCCAUUGUUCCCGCUGACAAGUUGCUGGUAUACAACGUGAAGCAAGGAUGGAAGCCAUUGUGUGAUUUCCUGGGUUGCGAGGUCCCCACGGUUGCCUUCCCACAUGAAAAUAUCAAAGCUGAAAUUACCGCCACCAUUGGCAUGACUAAAUAUGGCCAGCAGGUUAAAUGGGAAAUGCAGAGAGGUCUUUUGGUAAUCGGCACAGUUCUUGUAAUAAUUGUAAUGGCAAUUCUGGCCAUCUGUUUUCAUAAGUAAACAAGCCAAGAGCAAUAACUGUGGCGUCUUCACUGCUUUGUUUAUCUGUGUUGAUACAUCUUAGUUUCUCUUCACUCAGUGUGUUCCAAUACAAAAUAAUACUCCAUUUAUGAGAGUCUAUUCAACCUCUUUUGUUUUGUAAUUUCGUAAAAGGUUUACCCAAUACACUUGAAACGUAUAUACCCGACUAAAUCAUUGUUUAAACUUUUAGUUAUACUGUGUGUCCUUGACACACCGUAUACUUUAGGUCACCUUCUUUACCAGAGAAUUAAAAAGAAUCAGAAAGAAAGAACGCUUUGGUCUGUAGGGAUCGAGUUUAGGCACAAAAAUCGUGCGUACAUACGUAAAACAAUUGCACGGAUGAUUGCGCUAGCUGCGUUAGGGUCAAAAGAGGUCUGUUCAAUACAGUCACGAAAAUGUACAGAAUCAAUAAAGUGGUAUAACUCUGCAUACUCUAAAUACUAAAUCUUUGAUACGUCUGAGUCAUAGGUGUUAAAUCUUUAUGCAGUCAUAGAAGUAGGAAGGAUUUGAUAUGAUCCAUGGUCACCAGUCCUCACCACCGUGUCUUACACGUGAUUCCUGUGCUCUCCUUUGAGCACAGGUUUCUGCGUGCUGGCAUGCCGUAAGAAU
Molecule: messenger RNA, 3217 nt
Organism: Orbicella faveolata
Lineage: Eukaryota; Metazoa; Cnidaria; Anthozoa; Scleractinia; Merulinidae
Source: RefSeq, a predicted model, not a curated record